GUUUAGACUAUGACUGAGGAUAUUUACCCAUUGUUCGGAUGGGAAGACCCUGUUCCGAAUGAAUUUAAGGAGAUCUUCUCCAAGUGCACCAAGUAAGAGUUUAAUUGAUAAUUGUUCUUUUAGUGAGUCAGACUCCCGAAAGUGUAGUAGCACAUUAGAAGAAUCAUUAAGUAGUUGAGUUAUAUGUAUGUUUUUAGUAGUUGACGAAGAUUACGAGAUAAUAGGAAGAAGCCAAAAUGAAAAUUCAAUCUGCCCACUCUGUUAUCAAAAUGUACAAUAAGGCAAUACUCAAUUGUACUCCAAUCUACUUUCCCAGUAUUUUGAUGUGCACACUCAAUGUGCCCUCACAUGCAAACAUAAAACAGCAUAACUUGCAUUGUUAACAGAUUAAAUCAAGCAUGCUCAAAUAAUGGAGAGAGUGCCAGUAGACUAUGACUUAUUGGAUUUGAAUGUCAAAGUCUUCAUAGAAUUCAGAAUAUUUCACACUAUUGCUCAACAGCCAUAUCUCAACCUCACUCACUCCACAACUCUCAAAUAGAAGAAAAACACUUCUAUUUUGAUAGAUUAUGCAAAUCUGAGAGAGUAUUUUGGAAAAAGACAGAAGCACCUUGUACCAUUGAUGUAAGGUCGUAUUCAAAUUGAUGUUCACAUCAUGGAUAGUAAUCUUAUGCAGGAAGCAAAGAAUGUCCAUAGUUAUGAAUUCUACUACAAUGCAAGCAAAGUUUCUAGCGAUUACAUUUGUAUUGGAUAUGAUGACAUAUGCAUUUCGAUGUAGAGGGAAGAUGAACACAAUCAACCAUUGUUGUGUUUAAAAUCACUUUAAAUCAACUUGUCCCCAGACAUUGCUAAAUAUUUGACCAAGCAAUCACCAAAGUCCUCUCCCAUUGUUGAUUCAUUCCUUUUCUCACCCAAAACACGUAAUUUCACUCCUCAAGUGGGUCCUACUCAAUAAAGAGUUCGUUUCUAAUCAUUCCAAUUGGAAGAGUAGACACAACCAGAUGAAUGGACUGAAGAUAUAUAAAGUUUUGAGUAAAUACGGGGCAACAUAGUCAAUUUUGUAAAGACUUAACAGGGGAGUCGUCUGAUCCAAAAACAUUUCACUACUUGUACUCAAAUAGAGUUGGAUCAAUUAUUGCAAGAGAUAGGUCCAAAUAUAGGGGAUUUAAUGAUUGAUCCUUAUGCCAAUUAUAUGUUCGGUAGUUUGAGUUAAAGUUGUGCUCCCCAUUAACGAUUAUAUAUUUUACAAACAGUAACAUUUUAUAAAUAUAUAUUUUUCAGAUUUCCAAUCGCUUGGUUGAUAUUGCAUGUGAUAAAAAGGGUACUCAUGCCAUUUAAUCUUUGGUUUCUUUGAUAUCAUCAAAAUAAGAGGAGGAAAUGGUUGAAAAUAGCAUAAAGAAUCACAUAAUUAAUCUCACUUUAGACAGUCAAGGAACACAUUUGAUCAAGAAGAUCAUAGCGAGAUUUUCGGAGGAUCGUUUGAAUUUGAUAUUUAGCAAAUUAAUGGAGAAAUUCAUUUAGGUUGUCAAUCAUCAGUUUGGACUUUGUGUGUUGAAGGAUCUCAUAACUAAAUUUAAAAACAAUCAAGAGAAAUGCAACUUUAUUUUAAUUAAGAUGCGUGAUCAAUUGGAUGACAUAGUAUAAGAUCCCUUUGGUAAUUAUGGUGUACAACAUGUAAUCGAUGUAAAUUAUAAAUAUCUAUAUAUAAGGUCUAUGGAGAUUUGAAAUGCACUCCUAUAAUUGAUAAAAUUUUGUAGAAAUUGGUACAACUCUCGAUCCAUAAAUAUUCUUCGAAUGUUGUGGAGAAAUGCAUGUUAGAAACGACGGCAAAAACUUAGAAACGAUUCAUCAAGCAAUUGUCACAAGACGUCAUUUGUUUGGAAUUGAUGAAAAAUAAGUUUGGAACCUUUGUAUUACAGAAGGCGCUUCAGGAAGCUGAGAAAUUAGGCGAAGGAGAGGUAUUGCAAUAGGCUCUUUAGCGUAACUUGCCUUCCAUUUAUGCUCAGAGCAUUAGGCAGAAGUGGAUGGAUUACUUAACUAAGAAGUGA
Molecule: messenger RNA, 2045 nt
Organism: Paramecium octaurelia
Lineage: Eukaryota; Ciliophora; Oligohymenophorea; Peniculida; Parameciidae
Source: the annotation of a GenBank genome assembly